AUGGCUGCCAUGACUGAUGUCGAAUACUACUUCAUUACCUUCCUCCUUGUGCUCACCUCAACCUUUAUUCUCCAAUACAUCUUAAGGAGACUAACAAAGCACAGUACCCAUCUUUGCCUCCCUCCAAGUCCUCCGGCACUUCCUCUCAUCGGUCACCUUCAUUACCUAAGUCCAGCAGCAUAUAAAUGCUUGACAUUGCACAACCUCUGCUCCAAAUAUGGUCCUCUUCUCUAUCUUCGUCUUGGCUCCUUCCCUGUCCUUCUUGUCUCAUCCGCUUCAAUGGCCAACGAAAUCUUCAAGACACACGAUCUCAAUUUUGCAUACAAACCAAAAUCUCCUUUCGAGGAUAGUAUACUAUUUGGAACCUCAAGUUUUCGUCAUGCCCCGUAUGGAGAUUACUGGAGAUUCAUGAAGAAACUUUGUCUAACAGAAUUGCUUGGAGCGCGACAGCUAGAAAGGUCGCGGGGCGUUAGAAGAGAAGAACUUGUUCGCUUUUUGAGAAAAGCGUUCGAGAAAGCUAAAAAAAAGGAGGUCGUAGAUUUGAGCAAAGAGAUAAUGACACUAACAAACAAUAUUACGUACAGGAUGGUGAUGAGUGCGAGGUGUUCAGGACAAGAUAAUGAUGUUGAAAAGUGUGUGGGGCUGGUGCGAGAAUCCUUUCAGCUAGUAGCUAAGAUGACUUUAGCAAAUCUUUUAGGCCCUUUAAGAAAAGUAGGUGUUUUCUUUUUCGGGGAGCAGCUCUUGGAUGUACCAAGAAGGUUUGAUGAGUUGUUGGAGAGGAUCAUGGAAGAGCAUGAAGAGAGGGCAAGAAGAGAUGGCGGUGAGAUAGAAAAUAAAGAUUUGAUGGAUAUUGUCUUGGAAGCACAUCACGACAAAGAUGCAGAGGUUAAGAUAAGCAGGACUCAAAUGAAAUCUUUCUUUCUGGAUCUCUUCUUUGGAGGCACUAGUACCACAGCACAUUCGAUGCAAUGGUUAAUGGCAGAGAUGAUCAAUCAUCCUCAAGUGUUCAAGAAGCUUAGAGAGGAGAUAGACUCUCUUGUUGGAAGAAAUAGACUAGUGGAAGAUUCAGACAUCCCAAGUCUCCAUUAUUUGCAAGCUGUUGUGAAAGAAACACUUAGACUACACCCACUAGCUUCUAUAAUUACUAGAUUAAGCCGUGAAGAUUGUAAAUUCGGAGGAUUUGAUGUACCGAAAGGAACUCUGGCAGUAGUCAAUUCGCAUUCCGUGAUGAGGGAUCCAGAGGUAUGGGAUAAUCCAGACGAGUUCUAUCCUGAGAGAUUCUUGUUGGCCAUCCCCAAAGAGGAGGCCGAUGACAAAAUGGGAAGAAAGGGGCAAGACCUCAAUUUUUGGUCCUUCGGUGGGGGAAGGAGAAAGUGCCCUGGUGUAAACUUGGCCUUCAGUUUGAUUAAUGCUACUGUUGCUGCCAUGGUUCAAUGCUUUGACUGGAAGCUUGAUGGAGCUGAAUACAUGGCAAGGGCUAACAUGGAAGUUACAUCAGGGGUGACUAUGAGCAUGGCCCAUCCACUUCUAUGUCUUCCUGUGGUUCAUUUCAACCCGUUUGAUACUCCUACUAAAGAUAAUUAGGCAACAGAUUAAGGGCGAUCCAAGUUAAUUACGUGUUUGUGCUUCCAUUGUUGUUACUUCAAUUUUGUUAAUUGUAAGCCUACCUUCAAUAGUUUCUGGAAAUCCUUGUAUAUCUAUGAUUCGGUGCAAAAUGGAAGUCAGGAUUGAAAUUAAUGAUUGUCGAUAUUUUCUGAUCAAGAUUAUCAUCAAAUAAAUGUCCAUUGACUAAUAUCGUGACAUUUAAGUAA
Messenger RNA from Populus trichocarpa (black cottonwood), 1811 nucleotides. Its product is annotated as cytochrome P450 705A12-like. Gene Ontology annotation, cellular component: membrane. The record is from RefSeq and is a predicted model, not a curated record. Gene Ontology annotation, molecular function: heme binding; iron ion binding; oxidoreductase activity, acting on paired donors, with incorporation or reduction of molecular oxygen, NAD(P)H as one donor, and incorporation of one atom of oxygen. Lineage: Eukaryota; Viridiplantae; Streptophyta; Magnoliopsida; Malpighiales; Salicaceae.